AUGUCGACCCUCACCUCCGUCGACUCAAAGACAACCCUCUCGACGAUGGACAAGAAACUCGAGGAAGGCCACGGACACACUGUCCCCGUCAAUACGCUCGCGGCCAUUGCUGAAGACGGCGAGCUCGACGAAGGAGCCAAGAUCGUCGGCGAGGUCGCGCAACCUUUCACGCAGGAAGAGGACGACGCCGUCCGUCGCAAGCUCGACUUCCGCAUCCUCCCAAUCAUCGCAUUCGUCUACUUCUCGCAAUUCCUCGACAAGCUCGCGCCUUCUUACGCAUCCGUAAUGGGUCUGCCCAUCACUGGCGAAGGCUAUUCGCUCGUCAACUCGGCCUUCUACAUCGGUUUCUUUGUCGCCGAGAUCCCUCAAGGCAUUAUCUCACAACGCUUUCCCCUGGCCCGCUACCUCGGCUGCAACAUCGUCCUCUGGGCAACCGCACUCAUCCUUCACGCCGCUUCAGGCAAAUUCGCCCCCUUCUUCAUCUUCAGGAUCCUCCUUGGAGUUUUUGAAGCCUGCGUCGCCCCCAUUCUCAUCGCCCUCGUCGCCGCGUUCUACAGGAAGAGCGAACAGGCUCGUCGUAUCGGCGCAUACUACGCGAUGAACGGCGUGACCUAUAUCGUUGGAGGCGCGAUUGCAUACGGCGUCACUCGCUACCAGGGCGAUUCUAUCGCUCACUGGCGCAUCAUCUUCAUCCUCUUCGGCGGCCUCGCCUUCGUCGCCGGAACCGUCGUCCUUCUCUUCCUCCCCAGCUCGCCCGCAACAGCUCGCUUCCUCAGCGAGCGCGAGAAGGUCGUCGCGCUCGAGCGCAUCCGUUCCGGCCAGUCGGGCACGAUCUCGCACGUCUGGAAGAAGGCGCAAGGCUUCGAGGCGCUCAAGGACAUCAAGACGUGGCUGCUCUUCACGUGUAUGAUCGUUGUAUCCGUCCCGAAUGCUGCCAUCACCUCAUUCCAGUCGAUCCUCGUCAAGUCGUUCGGCUACACCUCGGCCGAGGCGCUCCUGAUGAACAUGCCCUGCGGCGCGAUGCAGAUCCUGACGACCCUCUCCGCGACGUACUGGGCCGACAAGCGCAAAGCUCGCAUGUUCCCCUUCAUCGCGACCCUGAUCCCUUCCAUCAUCGGCUUCGCCCUCCUCGUCUCCUUCUCCGGCUCAACGGCCCACAACAAGGCGCACAAGGGUCCUCUCCUCGCGGGCAUCAUCCUCUCCCAGACUUUCAUCACGUCCAUCGCGCUCCUCUAUUCCUGGUCGUCGUCCAACGUCGCUGGAUCGUCGAAGCGCUCUGUCGUCAACGCCCUCAUGCUCGUCGCCUUCAGCAUGGGCAACGUCGCCGGCACCCAAGCAUUCCAAGCGAAGGACGCACCCCGCUACCUCCCUGGCAAGACCGCCCUCCUCGUCCUUCUCUGCGCCCUAGUCCCCAUCGCCCUCAUCAUGCACUUCUACACCCGCCUGCUCAACUCGCGCAAAGAGCGAGCCGUGCGGGAGUUGGUCGAGGUGAACGGGUGGUCGGACGAGGACUUGCAGCGGGAGAAGGACCGAUGUGCGUUCCUGGACGCGACGGACUUGCAGAACCCGUUCUUUGUUUAUACGUGCUGA
This is a messenger RNA of Rhodotorula toruloides NP11, 1590 nucleotides long. RefSeq names its product MFS allantoate transporter. The coding region runs from base 1 to 1590 and encodes 529 amino acids. Gene Ontology annotation, biological process: transmembrane transport. The record is from RefSeq and is a predicted model, not a curated record. NCBI's taxonomy places the organism in Eukaryota, Fungi, Basidiomycota, Microbotryomycetes, Sporidiobolales, Sporidiobolaceae. The transcript is spliced from 8 exons. Gene Ontology annotation, cellular component: membrane. Gene Ontology annotation, molecular function: transmembrane transporter activity.